This is a messenger RNA of Staurois parvus, 350 nucleotides long. The record is from the annotation of a GenBank genome assembly. Lineage: Eukaryota; Metazoa; Chordata; Amphibia; Anura; Ranidae.
UGAUCAGUUGAGGUGGUAUAGCAUAUGGCAGUGAUCAUGAUGCUGUUAUAGGGUAUAGCGGUGAUCAGGACAAUAGCAUGAGCUAUGGAGGUGAUCAGGACGCUUUUAUGGGGUAUGAGGGUGAUCAGGAUGCUGGUAUAGGGUAUGGAAGUUAUCAGGGCGCUGUUAUGGUGUAUGGUAGUGAUCCGAACGCUAGUAUGGGGUAUGGUGGUGAUCAGGGUGAUGGUUUGGGGUAUGGCGGUGAUCAGGACACUGGUAUGGGGUAUGGCGGUGAUCUGGACACUGGUAUGGCAUAUGGGGUAAUCAGGAUGUUUCUAUGGGGCAUGGUGGUGAUCAGGAUGCUGGUAUGG